Effrenium voratum is the source of this 165-nucleotide messenger RNA. Lineage: Eukaryota; Dinophyceae; Suessiales; Symbiodiniaceae. The record is from the annotation of a GenBank genome assembly.
AUGGGGGCGGUGGACCGAGAGGAGUGGAACGCAGCGGCUGGCCACGCUGGAGGCAACAGCCCCUUCCAGCGCGCCAUUAUCGAGCCCCAGUCGGAAUUCGCAUUUAAGUCCAUGGACGUGAACCGGGACCGAGGGCGACAGGGCGAGGGCGAGAGGCUGUCUUAA